AUGGAGGGGGGUGGUGUGGGAAUGAGAAAGAGGAAGAAUCCUUACAAGGGGAUUAGGAUGAGGAAGUGGGGGAAGUGGGUGGCGGAGAUUCGGCAGCCCAACAAGCGGUCUCGGAUUUGGUUAGGCUCUUAUUCAUCGGCCAAGGCGGCGGCGAGAGCUUAUGACACGGCGGUGUAUUACCUCCGCGGGCCUUCCGCCAGACUCAACUUCCCGGAGCUGGUGGCCAGUGAGGAUGCUGAUCAGUUAUUGUUAGCCGGGGCUCAGCUGUCGGCGGAUGCGAUAAGGGCCAAGGCUAUUGAAGUGGGCUCACGAGUUGAUGCUUUGGAGACCACUUCUGCUAAUAAUCUGAAUAAUAAUUCUACUCAUGAUGAAGACGACGAUGAUGACGAGCUUGAUUUGAACAAGAUGCCUAAACCGGAACCGGCUGAUGACUCGGACCAGCAUCACCUUCAACAUCAGUGGUGA
This is a messenger RNA of Daucus carota subsp. sativus, 465 nucleotides long. Its product is annotated as ethylene-responsive transcription factor ERF010. The coding region runs from base 1 to 465 and encodes 154 amino acids. Lineage: Eukaryota; Viridiplantae; Streptophyta; Magnoliopsida; Apiales; Apiaceae. Gene Ontology annotation, molecular function: DNA binding; DNA-binding transcription factor activity. Gene Ontology annotation, biological process: regulation of DNA-templated transcription. The transcript has a single exon. The record is from RefSeq and is a predicted model, not a curated record.